This is a messenger RNA of Osmia lignaria (orchard mason bee), 1908 nucleotides long. RefSeq names its product integrator complex subunit 10 (gene IntS10). Lineage: Eukaryota; Metazoa; Arthropoda; Insecta; Hymenoptera; Megachilidae. Gene Ontology annotation, biological process: snRNA processing. The record is from RefSeq and is a predicted model, not a curated record. Gene Ontology annotation, cellular component: integrator complex.
AUGUUGGAAAAAACAUCCACCACUGAUAAUAAUCAAUUAUCUAAAGAAGAUUAUUUAAUUAUGCGCGCAAAAGAUGCAUUACCGGUUGAUAUUUAUGCGGCUAAAUCCUGGCUAAUUACAGCUAGGUCUUUAUUCCCUCAUAGUGCUAAAGUUCAGUUCGAAGCAUAUCGGAUUGAAAAGCUUUCAAAAAAUGUGAAAGAAGCAGCUAAAUGUUUCAGUGAAAUAUUUCAGAAUUUUCCAGAUGAUCGAGAUAUAUGGAAGGAAAUAGAAACAGUAACAACUUGUCUACGUAUGGAACAAUGUGAUUCUGAAGCAGAAUUUUUAUGUCAGAUGUUCCAACACAUACCUCAAGAGCUACAGCAUAGAUUGCUUGUUAUGACAGCUGAUCAUAGUGAGGAUACAAUGGAACAUUGUAAAUUAUUAUUAUUGUUACUACGUAGGUUCCCUCAAACUAUUGCUACUCAUGGAGUACGGUUAGUAGAAACUCUUCUCACUGCAGAGAAGCACAGUCAUCCAGGGCGUGCAGUGAAUGGUUUCAGAAAGCUAUUGGCUUGUGAUGCAUUACCACUCCUUGGUACUGCACCAGUUGAAUUAAACCCAAGAUUAUGUUUAAGAUUACUCUGUAAAGCAGUAGAAUUUUAUUUGGCAUACAUACAACAACCACAGGACAAUCAAAUUCAGCAUCCAUGGGAUAGAUUGUUUCAAGUUGUAGAAUUAAUUGGAAAGAAAUUGGGGUGGGAACUGAGUAGUUUGUUUACAAUGCCUUGGAAUCGAGAUGUAUAUUGCGAGAGACUGCAUCAAUAUGCAGUCGUACAUUCAGCAAAUUUAUGCGAAGAAUUAGUAGUUAGACAAUUGUUGAUGUGUACUAUUGUAGUUUUGUUACGAAUAUUAAAUGAACAUAAUGCGCUUAUAAAUAAUGAUGAUACCAUGUACUGUUUAGUAGAGGCAUUUAGAGAGUGUGUACAUUCAUCUGCAGAACCAAAAUUAAAAAAACGUAAAAGGGAAGACAAUGGAGGUAUUGUAGUAACCAGCGACAGCGAGUACGGUGGUAAUGGUUUAGCAUCAGCUGUGAAAUUAUGGGAUUUGUUACAUAGCAAUGAUUAUUUGCAAAGAGAAGUAGCAAAAUUAAACCAACAGCUUCGUUUAGAUUCAUGGCUCAACUUCUUUCUAACAGAUUUAGCUAUGUACAAAGGUUUACAUCAUGAAGUAUUAGCAAGAUUAUCUCAAGAAGCAGGUAGUUUAUCUGCUCAUCUUCGUUUAGCAAGUACAUGUUUUUUCUUAAAAGAUUAUAAGGGAAUGUUAGAGUACAUAGUUUUAGCAGUUAGUACAUUGCCUUCAGUAAGUGGAAAAGUAUCUCAUAAUUUAACAGUUCCAUGUGCAAGGCAUUUGCAUUAUUUAACAAUUGCGCGUUUUCCCAUCAUUCAAUAUUGCUGCAGAUUACUUCUUUUAGCGAUGAAGGAAAAUUUUUCAUUACCCGGCGGUGUUGGAGACUUGGCCAUAGGACAUGUAUUGGUAUUAAUGCAAAUCGAUUGGCCUCAGGAAGCUAGUACCUUAUCUACAAUUACGGAAAGAAUCAUCAAUCGUGGAUCUUUUUCAUAUCCAUUAUUUCAGGCGUAUAUUAUAUGUGUAGAUAUUUUAGAAGAAUUGACAUACCUCUGGACGGAACAUGGGGGUGGUGUAUCUCUGGAUAUAGCCUCAGGAUCGGGAGUAUUACAAAAUCGACGUAUAACUACUCGUGGAGCUGACAAAGGUGUACGCGAAGAAGUGAAACAAGCAAUGCGCCGGCAAGCAGCACGUGAUGGAAUCGAUCCAUUAGAUGAAUUGUUACAAAAGUUUAUUAUUAAUGAAAAAGCUGCUAUUCUACACAGUUUAAUUAUUCAAUAAAUUUUUCUGAUUUUUAAUAACAAA